GUAAGUCUCUCUGGAUAAGGGCGUCUGCCAAAUACUGUAAAUGUAAUUAUCAUUAUAUAUAUCAUGUUAUCUUAGCUAUUCAGAACAAGCCUGAGAUAGACCUGAAGACGUGCAGUGUUAAUAAUGAAUAUAAGAAUGUACACAAUUUCAGUAUUGUUAUAGUAAUCUAUAGAGUUGGUGUUUUUUAGGAAGCAAUAUGUAGUCAAGAGACUAACUGGAGAUUCAUUUCAGUGUAUCUUUAUGAUACAAUAAAUACUGGAAUUUGAACACACAUUUCCAGACUCUAUAGUGAACGGAGUUUAACUUGGUGUGUAUCUUCAUAAAAAUAUUACGCAUGGAAGGAGGACAGUAUUAUUCACAUUUCCCGUUACACUUCCUGUUACACUUCCUGUUAUCAUGCAUGUCAUGUUAGCUCAUUUACUGCUUCAACGUCAGCAGGUCACAUCCUGUUUUGUCUGGUCGUGUUUAUUUUCAUUCUUUUUCACAGAUCUGUCUUAUUGGAAGCUGUUGAGGAUCAUUUGACGUUUCUUUAGAGGAACAACCAGGUUUUAUUUCUUCAAAAAGAACUGAUACAGAAUAGAAAAAAAGCCCGUGACCCGGAUAUUGUUUGAAGUCAGCCAUCUUGAAGGACAUAUCAAUUCACUAAUUGCACAGUGAGGAGGUGAGGAACAAGGAGUGAGGAAGCUUCCAGAGGAGUGAGGAUACACAGGUGUAUCAUAUACACAGCUGAAUCUUUGUGGAAGUCACCGUCUGUUUAUGAGUGAAGACAUUGGCCUCUGUGCUCCAUGUCUGCUUCAACUAGAACCUCACAUCUCAAGAUUUCUUCAGUGAGUUCUUCUGCUGGUGACACGGUCACUCUACACUGUAAACUCUCUCCUGAAAUCAGUGGAGGUACCAGAGAGAUCAGGUGGUUUAAGGAGACAGAAUGUAUUCACCAGCAGUCCUAUGAGGACAGAAGGACAUUCGGGUGUAUGUGUAUGAGAUUUGGGAGAAAAGUGUCUCUGACACUGAGAGAUGUUAAAGUCAUGGAUUCUGGACAGUACAGGUGUGAAGCUCAUGGAGAGAGGAAAGAAGAAGUUGCGGUUAUUUACCUGCAUGUUGCAGGGCUUAAACUGGUCUCCAGAUCCCAUGAUUUUGGUGAGCUUAUUCCUGGUGAUGAUGUCACUCUGUCCUGUCACCUCUCUCCUAAAAAGAGUGCUGUUGCCAUGGAGAUCAGGUGGUUUAAGGGGACAGACUGUAUUUGUCUGUAUCAGAACGGGCAGGUGAAAGAGGGAAAGGGCUACGAGGGCAGAGUGAGGCUGUGCACCCACAAGCUGAGGAAAGGAGACGUGUCUCUGAUUCUGAGGAAUUUUCAUGAGUCACGAGAUGAGGGACUGUACAAGUGUGAAGUCACGUGUGGAGAUGAAAAGGUGGAAACGUCAGUUCACGUCAGUUGCAAUCCUCGUGAGAGUGGGUCAGCGAUGCAUCAUGAUGAUGAAAUGGGAAGCCUUGGACCCAAUAAGUCACUACAGCCUUUCACAUCCAUAAUCAGAAUUAUACUUCUUACUCAUUUAUAGUUACAUUUAAUGGUGUGGAACGUCCACAAAACAAGUUAAUUCCUGUUGUCACUUACAUUAUAGCAGCUAUAAAUGUCUGUUUAUACCCUCACCAGUCUCUCUUUAUUCUCUCUUUAACGUUAAUAAGAUAAAAACUUGUUAAGGAAAACCACAAACCAUAAUCUCCUAAAGACUUUCCUUAUUAUAGAAAUUAUUAUAUAAUUCCUUAUUAUAGAAAUUACUGUAUUUUUCUUUCAUUACUAAAUAAAAAAACUAACUCUACCCAGUUCCUAUUAAUAAUAUUAUUUAAAGUUAAUGUCAUUAAUGAUAAAAUUAUAACUGUUGCUAUUUAAUGUUAGUUAUUAAUGAUAAAAUUACACAGUAAAUGUUAAUAUUUAAAGCACAACAGGUUUUAAAAAGUCUAACAAUUUAAAAUUCAUAAACCCUGAAAGAAGGUUAAAGAAAAGAAGGAUAAGAGUAACAUGAGUGUGUUAAUGAUCACUUUAUUCAGAUUGAACACAAUCGGUCUCACUCCUGUGAACACCUACAGGUUUGUUGUGAAGAUAAUUAAGUAUAAAAUGCUGUGCACACAAAUUCAUUAAUCCAGUGGCUUUUAUGUGAUUCAUUUUCUAUUUAAAAGGAAAACCAGGAAGACGAUGGAGUAAUCCGUUAGAUUUUCCAAACAGUAAGUAAUCUAUGUACUGUACUCUGGGUCAAAGGUUACUCUGAAUGUACUCUGAACGUCAGUUCAACUCUACCACCAAUGUAAUAGCACGGGUAGCAUGCUUCUAUCCAGAUUCCACCCCAUCUCUACUUCUGAGAGACUCUGCAUCUCGAAGAUACUCUUUUUAUACCCAGUCAUCUUCCUGAUCUGUUCCCAAUUAACCUAAUUAACUGCAAAAUGUUCCUCCAGCUGUUUCUUUUUACUAACACUUACUUUUCCAGCCUUUUGUUGCCCCGUCCCAACUUUUUUGAGAUGUGUUGUGGCCGUCAAAUUGAAAAUGACCUUAUUUUCUCCUUAAAACGGUACAUUUCCUCAGUUUAAACAUUUGAUAUGUUUUCUAUGUUCUACAGGUUUAUGAGAUUUGCACAUCACUGCAUUCUGUUUUUAUUUAAAUUUUUUUUUUUUUUACAGCGUCCCAACUUUUUUGGAAUUGGGAUUGUAUAAUAAAAGUAUCAAACAUCUAUAAUUAUAACCUCUUGUUUAACUGUAUCAGUCAUACACAGGAGCUGGUGUAUGCUUCUGAUGCAGUGAUCAAUCCUCAAGGUUCAAUCCUCAAACCGUUACUAUUGUUAAUCGAUAUGUAGAUUAAUUAUAAUCUAUAAAUCCUACAGACAAUGUUUUACCAUUUCUGUUUAUUUUAAUUAAGUGCAGUGUGAAACCAAACCAAACUCCAUAACAAACAAGCCAGAAGCAUCAAUAUCACUACGGUUAAGGAUUUAAUACACUGUAUUUUGUAAAACUGUGUCAGAUUCACUAAUAUCUCCUGUGUGUGUGUGUGUGUGUGUGUGUGUGUGUGUGUGUGUGUGUACAGUGUGUAGACAGAGCUCAAGACAGAGCAACAGCAGGACAGAGAAUAGAAGAGGAUCACAGUAACGGACAUUAGAGAGCAUUUACACACACAGAGAAACGAUCAUUCUGUUUAUAUAUAUAUAUAUAUAUAUAUAUAUAUAUAUAUAACUAGCCUAGCGUCCUGUCUAGAUUAGUGUUAUUAUUGUCAGUAAUGAGGAUGAACUACAGAUUGGUGGAACUCUGGCGACGAGGAGGUUGUUUGUCUUCGCUGUAGCUUUUGGAGGCAGAAAAUGGAGAGAAUUUGAGCUGCUCAUGUGAUGUGACUGUAUGCAGAUACAGUUAUAGAAGGACGUCGCAUCAUGUCCCGGUCAAUGUCCCAAAAAUACACAGGCUGUUAUUUUAUAGUUAUAACAACGGAGAAAUAUUUUCCAUUCAGCAUGGUGUAACAUGUCUCCUCAUACUGACUCACAAACCAGACUUGCUUUUUACCAGAACUUUGCCCUUUUUUGUUGCUUAAUAAAGGGAAGUGAUAGCUCAGAGGUUAAGACGUUGGACUUCUGAUCGGAAGUGUGUGAGUUCAAAUCCCAGCUCAAAUCUCGAGCUGCCACUGUUGGGCCCUUGAGCAAGACCCUGAAACCUCAACUGCUCAGAUGUAUAAAUGAGAUAAUUGUAAGUCGCUCUGGAUAAGGGCGUCUGCUAAAUGCUGUACUGUAAUGUAAUGUAAUGAUUGUUCAGCUCAGCUCUUUUCUGAAAAGUGAAAGUAAAAUCUCCUGCAUUCCUCCUGCCCCGCCUUCACUUCCUGUACGAUGACACGUAUAAUGUCUGCUGGAGAUGAAGGAAAAACAAAGUGUGAAAGCAGCUGAAAUAUGAAUCUGGACUGUUGUCUGUGCUCUUCUGAGAGCAUUUGAACAUCAUUAGCUACAUUUACAUGCAGUCUAAUAAUCUGUUAAUAAUCUGAUUGUGAGCUGGAUCAGGAUGAGGACGUUCAUGUACACACUUCAAUCAGAGUAGAGUAAACCGUUUGAUUAAAUCUCGAUCUGCUUGAACGAGAUGGAUAAUGCUUUUAAUCAUCUGUUAAUUAAUUAGAAGAGUACGAGCUGUGUAAACGCUUGUGUCUGCUACGUGUCACCACGUCUUCCUGGUGCUGUAAAAAGUUGCGUAAGAAAGCAGCGCUCCUGCUACAGAGUAAUGUCUCUGCACAUCUGUACACAGUGUGUGAUGAGGAGAAGGAGAAGCUGGUUGUGAGGAUGCACACCUGCACUGAUUCGUCUAAUCAUUGCGGGGGGUCUGAGAGACAGACAGAGACACACGUGCUUUAUGUUUGGCUUACGUUUGUGUGUUGUACCUUAUGUUUGUGUUCUGUUGAUUAUUAAAGUUUAUAUUUAUGUUCA
Molecule: messenger RNA, 4439 nt
Organism: Ictalurus furcatus (blue catfish)
Lineage: Eukaryota; Metazoa; Chordata; Actinopteri; Siluriformes; Ictaluridae
Product: butyrophilin subfamily 1 member A1-like
Exons: 6
Coding region: 786-1556 (256 amino acids)
Source: RefSeq, a predicted model, not a curated record